CUAUAACAGUGCAGAGGGCUCUGGCGUCCUGCUACAGUCUGAAUACUCAGGAGUGAGUGCGAGCUGAACUCUGCGGUGCAGAGCUGGAAAAACACAGCACCCAUCCACCUCAGCGCUGCUUCACUGGCUUAAGGACAUCAUUUGGAGUAUCCGGGAUCGGGACGGGAGCCCUUGUCCGGCACUCAUUUUGUGUUGAGUUCAAGUGUGGCGACGGGACGCGCGCGAGAGACUUGACUUUCUCCAGAACUGUCCAAAGACUGCAGCUGUCGAGCUCUGUGCGUCCAUAUGAGGCAAAUGUCUUUUGCAGUGCAUUAGUCCAGAAAGUUGUUUUGUUUUCCCGCUUUCUCCUGUUUGAACAUUUCGAGUGAGUCUGCAUGCUUCAGCGCUCGAGCGCAUCGCGUUCAGAGACCCAUCCAGAAAACUGCAUGCGCAAAGAGGGGGAAGAAAAGCAAAAGUCGAGUUUUGCGACGCUGGUAAACACUUUGCUGAAGAACAGGGACACGAUGAGCGGCGAUCUCGCCAUGGGGCCCGAGCUGCCCACCAGCCCGUUGGCGUUGGAAUAUGUCAAUGACUUUGAUUUGAUGAAAUUCGAGGUGAAGAAAGAGGCCUUGGCGGCGCACGACCGCUCCAAUAUACGGCAGUGCAAUCGCCUCCAGCCGCAGGGCUCCGUGUCCUCCACUCCAAUCAGCACCCCGUGCAGCUCCGUGCCGUCCUCCCCGAGCUUCAGCCCCACGGAACAGAAGAACCAUCUGGAGGAGCUGUACUGGAUGCCCAGCGGCGCGUACCCGCAGCAGAUCGACCCGCAGACGUUAAGCCUGACGCCCGAAGACGCGGUGGAGGCUCUGAUCGGUGCCACGGCCCACGGGCACCCUCCGCCCCCUCACGUGCAGCAGCAGUUGCAGGCAGGAGGCUUUGAGGGAUACAGGGGCGCGCAUCACCACCACGGCCACGCGCAUCAGCAGCAGCAGCAGCACCACCAAUACGGCGCGAUCCCCCAUCACCCCGACGACCUGCAAAGUCACCCUGGCGCCCACGGCCACCACCACCAUCACCACCACCACCACCACCACAGUCAGGACCCCGACAGCCCUUCUCCUACCUCGCCCGGGUCCCACCAGCAGCUCCACCACCGUCACCACCACCACCCCGGCCAGCAGGGUCACCACGGCGUGGGGGGCGGCCUGAGCGUGGAGGACCGCUUCUCCGACGACCAGCUGGUGUCCAUGUCCGUACGGGAGCUCAACCGACACCUGCGGGGCUUCACCAAGGACGAUGUGAUCCGCCUGAAGCAGAAACGCCGGACCCUGAAGAACCGGGGCUACGCGCAGUCGUGCCGCUUCAAGCGUGUGCAGCAGAAGCAUGUGCUGGAGAACGAGAAGACGCAUCUCAUCAACCAGGUAGAGCAGCUCAAGCAAGAGAUCAACCGGCUGGCCCGAGAGAGAGACGCCUACAAACUCAAGUGCGAGAAGCUGAGCGGAGCGAACGGGUUCCGCGAGGCCGGAUCCACGAGCGACAACCCGUCCUCUCCAGAGUUCUUCAUGUGAGUGUGUGUUUCCUAUGCCUGAGAGACUUUGCGCUCAUUCAGAUAACAGCAGUACUCAUAGUAGAAGAAUAAUCCACAAGAAAUAAUAAUCUCAUAUGUAAUCAUCGCCACCGAAUUUGGCAACUAAAAUGCGAAGAACAUGUUAGAAUGUUUUCUGGGAAUGUAGUUUAGUUGCUUGUAGUAGCUACUUUUACCCCUUUCUUAGAUAUCUCACAACAAAAGAAAAGCGAAGAAGAACUGGCUUUUGUACUUAGGAUAACUUCAGAUAAAACCUUCUUUCCAUCAUCUGGUUUGUUCUCGGUUGUUCAGGAAAAAUUAAAUAAAAAAAAAAUUGUGCUGAGCGGGGAGAGAAACUUUGGACUUUUUUUUUUCCACUUGGCCAGAAAAGUUGAGAGAACCACAAUAUGCAAAACCUCCCUUUCUUCUCCUGUAUAACCCGCCUGAGUGAGGCGACGGGGGAACUUUAUGCAACAUCUCAUUGGUUUAUUGCCUGCUUGGUUAUAUAUAGUUAUAUAUUAAAAAGAAAAUGAAAAAAACGACAAAAACAAACACAUAAAUCUGCAUUAAGAUAUUAAUCCUGCAUGCUGGACAUGUAUGGUAAUAAUUUCUAUUUUAUACACUUCUUUCUUUCUUUCUUUCUAGUCAUUAUGAAUCAUAAAGAGCAUGUUUUUGAUCUUUAGCUCUUUGUUGGGGAUAUGAGACUGGCUCUCCGGUCGUCCAUUGUUUGGGAUCAUUUGGACUUGUAAAUAUAUGCAACAGCAAACCUACAAACCGACAUCGAAGAGCUGAUUGUUUUCCAAACUUUUCUGAUUAGUUUCAUGUUUUGGGAAUGGAUUUCCAGUAACGGGCAUUUUGCAGUUGCAUUUAAAGCAAGCAAACUUUGUAAAAGAAGCGCACUUUCUGGGGUAAUUAUUUUGGUAUUGGCAGAGCUUUUGAUUGUUUCUUUGUUUUAGCAGAAACCGCCUUUAAGGAAACAUGCCGCACACGUACGUAUUUUUCUUCUUCUUCUUCUUCUUCAUGCAAGCUGUUGCAUAAUCUAUUGCUAUUCUAUAAUAUAAGCAAUACGUAUAGGUCGUAUCUUUUUUGAUGGAUAGGAUUUCAACGAAUGGGCACACUUUCAUCGACAUUUUUUUGAGCUAUAUGAGCUGCCAGUUUUAUAAACCAACAUUUCAAAAUGUAGUUAUUAUAAUCCAGCUCGAGGGUGUAGGCUUCCUAAAUCAGGGGUUUGUGUAUUAUUGCCUAACAUGAAAACUACGCAUGCAUUUCAAUGGAGAGUUUCAAUGAUCAAUGUUAAAUGUUUUCCUUUAUUUUUUUUUCCUGCCGGUCAGUAAAAAAAUAAGGGAUUCAGGUUCUGCAUAAUCUCAAAAUGAAAAUUAUAUGUCUCAUGUUAUUGUUCUGUUUAUUAUGAUUUUUUUUGUUUUAAUUUCUUUUAUUUGUUUUAUUAUUAUGUCGAGAUUCUGGUUCUGCUGGCCAGAUGCAUAGUUUUUAUUUUAAUGAUUAAAUUAACAAGCUGUCAGAUCAUAUUGAAUAAGCAUGGUGCUUGCAUCUAAGAAAUAUUGUUAAGAAGUCAUGCAUUUAACAAUCUUUUUGGUUUAUUACUGAUUCAACUGUGUUGAAAUCAAAUGUAAACUGAAGCAGCGGGUUGUUGUUUUGUUUGUUAAUUUCAUGUAUUGUGAGGGGAUCAAUUUUCAAAUCUGUUUAUAUAAAUGGAAAAAAAAAAGAAUAGAGUUCAAUUCGGACUGUUCCAUUCAGGCUGGUUUCUGUUUCGUUUUUGCUGUUUUUGGAAGAAAUGGUUUCUUAUUUUGCUUAUUAAAGUCCGUGAAAUGGCAUUGAUUUCUUAGCCACUCA
Molecule: messenger RNA, 3391 nt
Organism: Sinocyclocheilus anshuiensis
Lineage: Eukaryota; Metazoa; Chordata; Actinopteri; Cypriniformes; Cyprinidae
Product: transcription factor MafB
Exons: 1
Coding region: 375-1544 (389 amino acids)
Biological process (GO): regulation of transcription by RNA polymerase II
Cellular component (GO): nucleus
Molecular function (GO): RNA polymerase II cis-regulatory region sequence-specific DNA binding; DNA-binding transcription factor activity, RNA polymerase II-specific
Source: RefSeq, a predicted model, not a curated record